UCUGUACGUGGCAGCGUCUACAACCCCUCUCUGUACUAUUCAUAACCUCGGGGUGCCAAGUGGAUUUGCGUCCACAUACCGACGUGUGACGGUCCUGUGUAGACCCGGUGAGGAUAAAGGUUAUUGAAGGAGACAGAAUGGGGAAGUUCCUGUUUUUCACCUCCUGGGUUCUGCUGUCCUGCUUCUGCUGCAGGACCAUAAAGGGAGAAAUCUUCACCUCCAUCAGCCAAAUGACAGACCUGAUCUACACAGAAAAGGAGUUGGUUCAGUCUCUGAGGGAGUACAUCAAAGCAGAGGAGUCCAAGCUUACAGCUGUCAAAAGCUGGGCCAAGAAACUCGAUGCUCUGACCCGAGUGUCCACCUCUGACCCAGAGGGCUACCUGGCCCACCCAGUGAACGCCUACAAACUGAUGAAGAGACUCAACACCGAGUGGUCUGAGCUGGAGAGCUUGGUGCUUCAGAACCCCUCUGAUGGGUUUGUUUCCAACAUGUCCGUACACAGACAGUACUUCCCAGAUGAGGAAGAUGAGACGGGUGCAGCCAAGGCGCUGAUGCGUCUUCAGGACACGUACCAACUGGAUUCUGAAGCCUUCUCCAGAGGAAAGCUGCCAGGUAUGCACUCCAACGCUGUUCUGACAGUGGACGACUGCUUCGACAUGGGGAAGACGGCAUAUAACGAUGCCGACUAUUACCAUGCUGUUCUCUGGAUGCAGCAGUCCUUGAAGCAGCUGGACGGUGGAGAGGAAGCUGUGGUUUCCAAGGCAGAGAUUUUGGAUUACCUCAGCUACUCUGUUUACCAAAUGGGCGACCUACCUCGAGCCAUUGAACUGACACGGCGGCUGGUGGCUAUUGACUCAUCCCACCAGAGGGCAGGAGGAAACCUCCGUUAUUUUGAGAAGCUACUGUUCAAGCAGCUCCAGGAGUCAAACCAGUCCUACCAGCCUGCCUCUGAGGAGCCCAUCCACUUGGGAACCUACAGUAGGCCUAAAGACCAUCUCCCAGAGAGGGAGACCUAUGAGGCUCUGUGCAGAGGAGAGGGGCUCCAAAUGAAUGAAGCAAGGCGCAGCCGUUUGUUCUGCCGCUACCACGAUGGUAGAAGGAACCCUCGUCUCCUGCUGAAGCCCCUAAAGGAAGAGGACGAGUGGGACAGCCCUCACAUUGUGCGAUACCUGAACAUCCUGGCAGAUGAGGAGAUUGCAAAGAUUAAAGAGCUGGCAAAACCCAGGCUUGCCAGAGCUACUGUCCGUGACCCCAAAACAGGUGUGUUGACCACAGCCAACUACAGAGUGUCAAAAAGCGCAUGGUUGGAGGCCGAGGACGACCCUGUAAUUGCUAGAGUCAAUCAGAGAAUAGAAGACAUCACUGGCCUCACAGUAGACACAGCUGAGUUACUGCAGGUUGCAAACUAUGGAGUUGGAGGACAGUAUGAGCCACAUUACGACUUCUCGAGGCGUCCUUUUGACAGCAACCUCAAGGUCGAUGGAAAUAGACUUGCUACCUUCCUAAACUACAAAGAUGAGCCUGAUGCUUUCAAAAGAUUAGGCACUGGAAAUCGUGUGGCAACUUUUUUAAACUACAUGAGUGAUGUUGAGGCGGGAGGUGCCACAGUCUUCCCUGACUUUGGAGCUGCAAUCUGGCCUCGAAAGGGGACAGCAGUCUUCUGGUACAAUUUGUUCAAGAGCGGGGAGGGAGACUACAGGACCAGACAUGCAGCCUGUCCUGUCCUAGUAGGAAGUAAAUGGGUGUCAAACAAGUGGAUUCACGAGCGAGGACAAGAAUUCAGGAGGCCCUGUGGCUUGACAGAAGUGGACUGAAGUUUACCGCACAUCUAUGCAACAUAUGAACACAUUCACAUACACACACACAUCCUUCGUAGUGCCUUAAUUCUGGCAACUCAGACACAUUGUGCAUCACUUACGUAAGUGUUCUCUCCUUCAACUUGUCUGCAUGAUUAACAAAAGGUUCACCAAGGAAGAUAGAUGCCACCGGUGUGUGGGAUCUAACAGCAAACUGUCUUUUCUUCUCUUCACUUAAGGAUGUAGAGCUCUGUACUCCUUCACACAGCGUCACACUACCCCCGCUUGAACGAAAUAAACGGAAACAUGACUUAUAAAUAAAGUUAAUGAAUUUAGAUAAGCAACAGCACUGCUAUUCUUGGUUUUCCAAUAGUACAAAAGUAGAUUUGUAUGAGUCCACUGCCAAACUUUUUCACAAAAUGUUCUGUGUUUUGGCUCUCAUGUGAACAGUGUGUUUAAUUGCUUUUACAACUUUAAACAAAUCACCAGCAUUAGUUGUAUUACAGAGAACCCAUAAGUAAUUUAGGUUGUUCCGCAUUAAUUCUGUUUCAUUUUCAAAUUUCUUAACAAACUAAAAUGUAAUUUUCAUACUCUACACAUCUGAAUACGAAGCAACAACUGUGCGAAGAAAAAAACUUGCGCUAGUCUUUGAUAAAUAAUGAAAUGACUGUUGUUGGUGAUGUGAUCGUGGACACAACUGUUGAUUUUGCACUGCAUUACAAAUAUCUGACAGAUCCCACCUGUUACCUCUGCAACACAAUCUGAGAAAAAGCCUCUCUGUGUUGGUCAUUUUAAAUAAAAAUGGAAGGCUUUAAUGAAAAAUUACAGGGGAAAAAAUCAAGUGAAAUUUACUGCUAUACCUUCAUUCAUAAUGUCAUUUCAUUCUUUAUCAUUUGCACCAAAAAGUGUCUCAUUCCCUUUCAAAUUCGACAGAGAAGUACCUUUCCUCCAAAUCAUGUCCAUUAUGUGUUUAUUUAUAUAGUGUUUAAAUUAUUACACUGUUGUUACAUUGUAUCCUCUUUCUACAAGAUGGCAAACAAGAAAGUCAAUAAACGGUGUCUUUUAU
Molecule: messenger RNA, 2862 nt
Organism: Stegastes partitus (bicolor damselfish)
Lineage: Eukaryota; Metazoa; Chordata; Actinopteri; Pomacentridae
Product: procollagen-proline, 2-oxoglutarate 4-dioxygenase (proline 4-hydroxylase), alpha polypeptide 2
Exons: 16
Coding region: 138-1814 (558 amino acids)
Biological process (GO): peptidyl-proline hydroxylation to 4-hydroxy-L-proline
Cellular component (GO): endoplasmic reticulum
Molecular function (GO): procollagen-proline 4-dioxygenase activity; iron ion binding; L-ascorbic acid binding
Source: RefSeq, a predicted model, not a curated record